AUGGCACAUUUGCUUUGGAAGGGUGCGGUGGGCGGGUCGUUUGACGGCGAGCUUUCCGGAUGGGUCGCAAGGCGGGUCUGUCAGUGGGUAGGUAUGCGGAAUCUGGAGUUUAUUUCAAUGGACCAUUUGCAAGCGUUAAUUGAUCCAAGCAAGCAAUUCGCUAAAGAUUCAAUUCGGUUGGUGAAAAGAUGCACAAAACCGGAUAGGAAAGAGUAUCAGAAAAUCGCAGUAGCAACAGCAGUCGGUUUUGCUAUAAUGGGUUUUAUCGGAAAGAGCUAUAUGAUUGUAUCUUACAUAUGCAGUCAGGCCAUUGCCGAAAGAUACACUACGUUUUCUGGCCAGAUAGAUGUGGUGAGUGAGACUUUAGUAGCGGAGAGAGAAAUGAAGCCUGUGGUUAUUUGUCUUUCUGGCAAACGAAAAUGUGGUAAGGAUUUUAUGGGAAGCUUGUUGGCGAAUCGUUUAGAAGAAAUUGGUUAUAAAGUUAUUAUUUGUGGCAUAAGUUAUCCACUGAAGGAAGAGUAUGCUCAAUUGAAUGGUGUUGAUGCUGAACGCUUGAAAUAUGAUAUGCGGUACAAGGAGAUAUAUCGUCGAGAUAUGGUUGCAUGGGGUGAAAAAAAGCGAAUCGAUGAUCCUGGAUAUUUUUGCAGGAAGGUUUUCGCAAAGGCAAAUUCAGCCGAUGUAUUGAUUGUGACUGAUUGUCGACGGCUUUCUGAUAUUGAGUUUUUUAAAAUGCAUUGUGGUCCUCGUUUGAGGUUGUUACGCAUCGAAACAGCGCUACCAGUGCGGGAAAUGCGUGGUUUCGUAUUUGUCAAGGGAAUUGAUGAUCAAAUGACUGAAUGUGGUCUCGACGAAUAUACUGAUUGGGAUGUUGUAUUUACUAAUGAUAUUGAGAUUGCAAACGAAAUAUUGCCAGUCAACUUAGAUGAAUGCUUAACUCGUCUUUGUUUUGAUAUACAUCAAUUGUUGCUGACUGGAAAGUGA
This is a messenger RNA of Acanthocheilonema viteae, 981 nucleotides long. NCBI's taxonomy places the organism in Eukaryota, Metazoa, Nematoda, Chromadorea, Rhabditida, Onchocercidae. The record is from the annotation of a GenBank genome assembly.